AUGCCAAAGCGAAGCACAGCGGCAGCUGCAGGUGUGGAUGUUAAAGCUUCAACAAUGAAUUGGAAUAAAAGGUUGGCCAUGGAAAUCAUUGCAGCAGUUUCGUCGGCAGUUGCUGUCGGAGUUUAUAAUUACAGGAAACUAAAAGUCAGGAUGAUGAGUUCACAACAAAGUACAACAAAGGAAGAGGAAGAUUGUUUACGGGCAAUUCAAUACGCUACUUCAACAGUGCUCCCUUUUGCUUUGAAAGCCGCCGUUGAUCUUGAUUUAUUCGAGAUUAUAGCGAAAUCGGGUCCAGGUUCCAUGGUUUCUGCUGCUGAGAUUGUCUCCAGACUUCCAGCUAAGAACCCUAAUGCUUCCGAAAUCAUCGACCGUAUACUUCGAUUUCUGACGGCCCAUUCGGUCUUGGAUUGCAAGGUUGCUACCGCUGAAGACGGAAACACGACGAGAUUAUAUGGUAUUGCUUCAAUCGGCAAAUACUUUGUUCAAAAUGAAGAUGGAAUUUCCGUAGUUCCAAUGCUGCAUCUGAAUAUGGAUAGACAUGUGUUCGAGUCUUGGAACUUCUUGAAAGAGGCAACAUUGGAAGGUGGGUUGUCAUUUGUGAGGGGAUUUAGGGGAGACUUGUUUGAGGCGGUUACAAAAGAUAGAAAUUUAGCCAAUAAUUUCAACCAUACAAUGUCCAACCACACUGCCAUAGUCAUGAAUAAAGCCCUACAAAUCUACAAGGGUUUUGAAGGCUUAACCCAAGUGGUUGAUGUGGGAGGAGGAUGGGGCACAAAUCUUAAGCUCAUCAUUUUCAAAGUACCAUCGAAUUAA
Molecule: messenger RNA, 813 nt
Organism: Gossypium arboreum
Lineage: Eukaryota; Viridiplantae; Streptophyta; Magnoliopsida; Malvales; Malvaceae
Product: caffeic acid 3-O-methyltransferase-like
Exons: 3
Coding region: 1-813 (270 amino acids)
Biological process (GO): methylation
Molecular function (GO): O-methyltransferase activity; S-adenosylmethionine-dependent methyltransferase activity; protein dimerization activity
Source: RefSeq, a predicted model, not a curated record